AUGAAAGAAUAUAACGUUAGUAAUUCUUUUUCUUCAAAUAAUGUUAUCAACAAAAACGAUAAUAUUAUAACAAAUAAUGACAACUAUUCUAAAUUUGUAGAAAAUGAACAAGAAAGAAGUCGUAAAAAAAAUAUAGAUGAUAAUGGAUUAAGUAACCUCGAAGAGAAAAAAAGUAUGUGUAUUGAUAAAAUAGGAUUUUAUGAAAUAGUUUUGAAACAACUUAUAGAUGAUAAUUUAAUUGAUUCUUAUAAGGUUUUGAAAAAAGAGUUAAAUUUGCAAGAAAAUAAAAAUGUUGAAAAUGAUUACCUUUUUAAUACAUAUACAAAAAAUAUAUGCAAGCCUUCUGAAUUUAACAAUGAACAAGAUAUAAAGAGUUUAGUUAAUGUUGAAUCAUUAAAUAAAAAAAUAUACACAUUUAAUGAUUCAGUGUUAAAUUAUGAUAUAAAAAGUGAAAAUAUGAAAAGAUUAUAUAGUUAUGAAAUUAAUGAUCGUAUUGAAUUAAUUCACAGAAAUAAAUGUAUUUGUUGUGAUACCAAUUACUCAUAUAAUAUUUUAUGUUCAGGUGGUUUAGAUAAUGUUGUAAAAAUAGCUAAAAUAUAUGAUAUAAAAAAAAAAAAAAUUUAUAAUAUAGAUAGACAUACAGGAAAAGUUAACUGCGUAAAGUUUCAUCCUUUUAAAAAUAUUUUAUUUUCUGCCAGUGAUGACUGCACAAUUCAAAUCCUUGAUGUUAACAAAUUAAUUAAAAAAAAAAAACAAGCAAAUAAAUUUAGCUUAAAUGAAAGUAUAAACAAAGCACAUAAGAAUAUUUUAAUACAAGAUAAAAAUCCAUUUAUAUGCUUGUAUGUUCAUCCAUGUGGUGAUUUUUUGUAUACAAGUAAUAAAAAUGAAAAUAUAUUAAAAAUGUAUGAGCUUGAAACUUUAACAUGCUAUAUUUCUUUUGAUAAAAAAAAUUUUCAUACAUCAUCAAUUAAUAGCAUUAGUGGAACAUCAGAUGGAAACAUUUAUUCAUCAGUUUCUGAUGAUGGUCAUAUAAAGUUUUGGGAUGGUCAUAAUUCCAAAUUAAUACACACACAAGCUAAUGCGCAUAAUGGUUAUUCUGUUCAAUCAAUUAAAUUUAAUAAGUCUAAUUUUUAUAUCUUAACAUCUGGACUUGAUGGGCAAACAAAAAUUUGGGAUUUAAGAAAUUUUAAAUCAUUAUUUACAUUUGGUAAUGGAUUAUCAUGUUCUUUUAAUAAAAGUAUUUUUAUGAAUAAUGAAUCAUUUAUAGCUAAUAUAGUUCAUACAAGUGAUAAUUUCUCAUCAUCUCAUUUUUAUAUAUAUAAUUCAUAUUUUGGAAAUAUGGAAUACAACAUACAAAAUAUACAUAAUGACCAAAUUUCUGAUAUUGUUAAUGCAAAAGACUCGUUGAAUGUUCACACAGCUAGCUAUGAUUGUGUAUGCAAAACAAUUAAAAUUGAACAGAAAUAUUUGCAUGCUUAUAACUAA
Messenger RNA from Plasmodium relictum, 1485 nucleotides. RefSeq names its product cleavage stimulation factor subunit 1, putative. Gene Ontology annotation, molecular function: RNA binding; protein binding. The coding region runs from base 1 to 1485 and encodes 494 amino acids. Gene Ontology annotation, biological process: mRNA 3'-end processing. The transcript has a single exon. The record is from RefSeq and is a predicted model, not a curated record. Lineage: Eukaryota; Apicomplexa; Aconoidasida; Haemosporida; Plasmodiidae. Gene Ontology annotation, cellular component: mRNA cleavage stimulating factor complex.